AUGUAUCGCGUCCUUCAACCCCUCAUCCCAGGCAAGUGUCUCGUCUACCUCGACGACAUUAUAGUGUUUGGGAGGUCUAUCGACGAACACAACCACAAUUUGCGUGCGGUAUUGGAAGCCCUCCGCUCCGCUGGUCUGACCCUUAACCCCACGAAGUGCCUUUUUUUACGCCGCGAGGUAAACUUUUUGGGUCACUUAAUCUCUCCCGGGCGCAUCUCCCCCCUGCCUAACCGCGUACAAUGCAUCCGCACGUGGCCAACCCCCUCCAACCAAACGGAAUUACGCAGUUUCUUGGGGUUAGCAUCAUAUUACCGUCGUUUCAUCCGUUGUUUUGCUCAUAUCGCCAACCCCCUGCACAAACUCACGGAGAAAGGCAGACCCUUCGUCUGGUCGGACGACUGUGCACGUGCGUUCACCGACCUCCGCGCCGCCCUGUGCUCGGCUCCCCUACUUGCCCUCCCAAACGUUGACGACGACGCACCCCCAUUCAUAUUAGACACUGAUGCCAGUGGGUACGCCAUCGGCGCCGUACUCUCCCAAGCCGACGCGAACGGAGUAGAGCACCCGAUCUGCUUCGCGAGCAAUACUCUCACUAAACCACAGAGGAAUUAUUGUACCUUCCGUCGCGAACUCCUGACGAUCGUUGUGUUCCUGCGUCAAUUCAAACACCUGCUAGUCGGACGACGUUUCGUUCUCCGCACAGACCACAGGGCCCUGCAGUGGCUGCGGUCCUUCAAGGACCCCAUGGACCAGCUGGCACGCUGGCAGGAGUUCCUUCAUGAUUUUGACUUUGAAUGCCAAUACCGCCCGGGCCACAAGCAUGGCAACGCAGAUGCCCUUUCCCGCUUGCCCCACGUCACUGACGCAGAACCCGAUAUACAGACAGCCGGCGUUAACGCUAUUGUCGUGUCGGAGCCGACACGCCACGAAUGGGCAACAGCGCAAAAAACGGACUCGAACACGGCCACUAUUUACCGCCACAUGAGUCUAGGGCUUCCCAAACCUACCGAGCGGGAAAUGAGAGGCGCCAGCCAGAGUGCCCGCCUAUUGCUCAACCAGUGGCCCUACCUCACCGUAGAGAAUGACAUAUUGUUUCUCCGCGACCCCACUUCCAACCGGCUACGUCCCGUCGUUCCCGGAUGUUUAAUAGAGUCCGUACUCACUGAUCUCCACACACAGCUCGGGCACAGCGGCCAACGCCGCACGGAACUCGCUGCUUGCAGCCGCUUCUGGUGGCCUCAACUACGUUCGGCCGUACAACGCUUCUGUCAGUCCUGCACCACAUGCGCUACGUUUAAACCCCCCUCCCCCUCACCGCGUGCCCCGCUGCAACCUAUGACCACUGGCUUUCCGGGAGAGCGUGUCGGCCUGGACAUUGUAGAACCCUUUCCGAUAUCGGUACGCGGGUUUGAGUAUGUAUUAGUCAUGGUGGACUAUUUCACCAAGUGGGUGGAAGCAGUGCCACUCCUCCGCCAGGACGCGGCAUCAAUCGCAAACGCCAUUAGCCGCACUUGGAUUAGCCGUUGGGGCGCCCCCUUGUCAUUCCAUUCCGACUGCGGCGCUAAUUUUCAGUCCCAGCUCCUACAAGACGUCUGCGAGAUCCUAGAGAUCCGCAAAACCCGAAUAACCCCGUACCACCCCGAAGGCAACGGCCUUGUAGAGAGGACCAACCGCACGCUGCACGACCUCUUACUGGCAUUCUCACGGGACGGGCACGAGCACGACUGGGACGCACAUCUACCUCUGUGCCUGUUAGCUUAUCGCGGAACAGUACAUUCUUCCACAGGGUUCACACCUCACUACCUCUGGACUGGCCGUGACCUACGCCUCCCGGCCGACCUUCGCUACCCCCUACCCACACCCGACCCGUCAACACUACACGAGUACGCCACGCACCUCCGAGGGGUCAUACGCUCAGCUCAUAACGCUGCCCGCGUUGCACUGAGAGUUGCUACCCAGCACCAAAAAGAGCAGUUUGACCGCCACACCGCUGGCACCCCACACCAAGUUGGCGACCUGGUGAUGCAUUACAACCCCGUACCCCCACAUGGCAACUCCGUUAAACUCCACCACCCAUGGCAAGGACCGUUUACCGUACUCGACGUGCUCGCCCCCACCAAAUUCCUGUUACGCGACGCCGUCCACCCUGAUUUCCCCUCCUUUACGGCACACUUUUCUAAGCUCAAACCUUACCGAGGGCGCCUACCCAAUUGCACUCCCGAUUCCCUACCCGUCAUCCCCCUAGACCUAGUUCCCCCGGUGGCCAUCGAGGUCUCCGUCCCUUCCCCCAUCGGCCCCACCAGCACUGAGGACAGUGCUGUACCUUAAUAGGGGGGCGAUGUGACGACCGAUUGUUUUAAACAGACCUUUUUUUACUUCCCGCCCCCCCCCUUUUUCAGAAUUUGGGUCACGUGGAUCGGAGAUGACGCCUGUCGACACGCCCUCCGCUAAGUUCCCUUUUCCUUAUCGUUUCCGUAUUCCUGAACUGCCGAUUCGUUUUCCGCCUCGUUCAUUUCACCAUUAACUAAUCUUUUCCCGUGUUUCACGUUUUAUCGAAUCAUAGGAUUAAGUUGUACUCUCUUAGUUGAUUAGUAGUCUGUACCACUAUUUUUACCUUACGUCAUAGAUCGCAUUAAACUUAUUUUUCUACCGUGUCACCAACGUUUUACUAAUAAACUUUUGUAUCAGUUCAUUCGUCGCUAUCAUGUCCACUCCACCCCUUUCCUUUGCUAGUGUGUAUGAUGGAGUUACACGACUUUUAGAGGAGUUUUCUUUAGAUACCCAUACGAAAGACCGCAAGCCAUCACAUCCCAACUCAGGUCUUCCCGAGUUUUCCGGAGCCCCUCCUUAUUCGGCCGCUACAUUUCCACGUAGUGCGCGUAGUUGGCUUUUCCAAACUGCCUGUUCGCUUGUUGUUUUCUCCGCUUAAGCAUCUUUGUGUCCCGUUAGCUGUCUAGUUUCCGUCGCCAAAUAAACCCUUCUCACAAAAAGACUAAGAACCAUUUGUUGGUACGGUGCCUUGUCUGCUUGCUCGCUUGUCCGCUUGUCCGAUUUAACUCCGAGUCUUGUACUAAUUGAUUUCUCAAAUUAUGCACUUGAUUAUUCGUUGGAGUUCAUAUACCAGAAACCACAUAAAUAACUCUGGGGGUCCCAUCGAAGAGCCGAACCCCUCUCAGCUGUGUCAUGCAGCGGGAGAAUAUCGGCGAAACGCGUGUCUGGGCUUUUAGUAAGUAUGUGUGUCAAGAGUACGGUAUAAUACUUCACCAUAUUGAUUUCAUACUAUUCGUAGUACCACUUGUUUGUAGAAUGGGCAUUACGUGGUUAUUUCACAGCUGUUGAUUGUCUUCAACCCGAAUGUUCAUUGAAAUUUCGGUUCUGACCCUAGAAAGUCAUGUCCCGGAGAUUUAACUCCAAGUCCUGCACCGAGUCAUUUCUCAAAUUAUUCACUUGAUUCUUCCAUGGAGUUCAUACACCAGAAACCGCAUAGAGAUCGCUGAGGGUCCCACUGAAAAUUCGAACUCCUCGCAGCUAUGUCACGCAGCUGUUACGCAGCGGCAAAAUAUCGGCGAAAAACGUGUCUGGGCUAUUAGACAACAUCUGUGUCGAGAGUACGGUAUAAUACCUUUACGAUAUAUAUAUAUAUAUAUAUAUAUAUAUAUUACAUUUCAGAUUUAAGACUGCUGACAGCCGCUCUAGCGUUAAGCUCACAUACGGCGGAAUCUGGGGGUUUCAUCGUGAAACCGCAUGUUCAGUAUCCUCUAUUUGUUAUCCAGAAGUUUUCUCUCUUGUGACAAGCAGAACGACACUUCCCGGUAAACCACCGGCUGCUCUACAGAGCGAUCGGUCUUUUUAUUUUUUAUCUUUGGAUAUUGACCUUUUUCGAUAUUUGCUACUGUAUUUCAUGCUCUUACCAUGCUCGGGUUUGUUUUUCUGUCUAAUACGUAUUUUUAGUUUGGUUUUCUGGUUGCGCACCCUGGGGUUUUGGCAUUGUGUUGUCACUCUGACUAUGGUGCGGGUUUUCCGAACUACCUGAAGGGUAUGAUUGUCUGUUUAGUGCAUUGAAUGAAUCAAGAGUUUGGUACUGUUUUCUGCUGUUCUUACUGUGCGACUCCGAUUCUGCUCUACAAGAUCAUGGGUUUUCUCAAUGUUCCCGGUCGGAGCCGAUCGCCAUUAACGUUUGUCCGGAUUGGCAGAUAAAUUGAUAAGUAAGCUUGCCGCCUUAAGGGAGUAUAUAUGAUGUAAACUCUGGAAUGGCGGCCACAGAAAACGAAUUCAUAGUAGUUGAUCUGGUUUUUACUACCCAUUUUGAUAACGUGUCUCAGUCCAAGUUAACAGCGGUUAACGAGAAGCGUCUACAUAAUAAUUACUGGGUGAUCCUUAGAACCACCGUGGCGAUGUGCAAGCCAACGCUUGAUCAGUUUUAUCAGCGCAGUGAGCCCUCUGCGCUACAUUCUGGACGGGCUGGAGCCGAUAUGUUAAAAUCAGUUCGCUGUCCUUAAUGAUUGACGAUCAUGCCUCCCAGAUAUCAUCAGUGAAAUAUAAAUUUUGUGCAGAGUUUGACGCCCGUGAAGAUAGUAAAGCUAUGUUUCUAAACGUCGGCAAGGCUAUUUGCUUAUUGCCAAAUCACAUGAUUUAGCUGGAAACGAAAUCCUCUGGAUUAAAGGUUUUCUUGACCGCGAGACCGUCGUAUACACACGUUCGAGGAGCUUUCUCACUUUAGUUGACCACAAAAUUUGUUAUUUUACAUCAGAAACCUGCUGCGACUGUCCAGAAUAGCUGCCUAAUGUUUCCAGGUGCAAUGGAGUUAGGUCGCUUUUCUCUCCAAGGUUUUCUCUCAAAUCGUGCAAACUGAUUUAACCUACACCUUCUAGUGUUAAGGAGCACACAUUAAAAGCGUCAUUAUUGUCAUCGAAGUGUGUCUUAUGUCGGGCGUGCUCGUGUACUCCGUGGUAUCUGUUGGUCAGUCAGGUAGCAGUAUUAAAACUGACCCGCGUAAUGAAUAGUCAUUCAUGGCAUCAAACCAGAUGGAGGUUUCUUGCCCUCCCUCGCUAGUGUUUCUGGGUCAGUACCUUUAGAAACCGAGAACAUUGUCUCGCGCGUCUUCAAGUGCUUUUGUCGUCCCUCUGCAGAAUCGCUGUACAUUUUUAAAUUUCUUGUACCUUUAUGCUUUUCACAAUCGUUAGCCAGACCUUCAAUUUUUGUUUAUACCUUUUAAACUGCUCAGCAAUAUUACUUAAGCGCAUUUCAUUUCCCUCCUGCGUAUCUACUACACCCCCUUUGCCCGCCUUUGGCGUGUCCGUGCGAUUUUAUCGAGGUGCAUGAUGACUGCUCUGACCGUCAGCGUGAAAUGGUUUUAAGAUUCCUCUUGGAACUCUUGGCGGUACUGUAUUCGCGUUUUUAUGCACGCUUUUAACAAGUAGUUCGUUUCACGGUAGUUUCAAGCCUUCUCCAUUUACUUCAGAACUAUUCUUUGAACGGAACACUGGUCGGACCUCGGGGGCAGCUUGAGGGAUUUGAACUUUAGGACAGUCAGAUCGGAAAAUACGCAACCUCUGCCUUAUUUCUCGUUAGUAACUCGUUAUCAUUUAAGACUGGGCAUUUUCAUUUAAUUUGUGGCUCAGAAAGUCUUAGGUAAACGCUUUGUAGUUCCUGGAAAAAUUUCCUUUGUCGCUUCAAAGACUUAAACGCCUUUUGUGCCUAGGUUAUGACAUCUAACAAUCUUCGCCUUCUAUUCAGUGACUUUAAAACCUCACUGAUGACUUUUCCAGAGUCUUAAACUAUUUUAUAUUAUCCUGAUUGUUCUAGCAAGUCUGGACUAAAGUUGCUUAAAACUGUACAGUUUAGAAUCUGAUUUAUCUGCAAUCAGCGGAAUAAGGUAACUGCUCACCUCUAUGGUUUCGUACGCCCUUAGAUUUUUUUUUUUGGUUGAGGAGAGCCGGUACUUCAGAUAGGCCCUCGCAGCCGCCACUGAAUUCUACAAUACACAAGUUCUCUUCAGCAGUUACGGAAACGUAAAUGAAAUAUCAUCUGUAGCGUUAUUUUGUUUCCAUCUUUUGACGUCGGCUUAAGGUUGUCGUCUGGCUGGUUAUGUGGGACGGGCCACGCGUUAGAUGCGCUGGACCAGCACGGGGGCCACAUCGUACUCUGGCAGGCGUUAUCUGUGCGCAAUAACAAAUGCCAACAUUUGCGGGGUGCGCUGGCAGACCCUGUUGUCGACAAUCGUCGCACAACUGGACCACUGCCAUCACCCCAUUGUUUUGUGGUCAAAAUCCUGGUCAUUUGUGUGUGGACCAGGGGGUGCGGAGUGGAGCGCCAAGGCGAGGAUCCGUCCGAGCCAUCCACCUGCGGCCUCCCCCGUCUCCGGUCUUCUUGACUCUGUCUUGACACCGGGUUCAGGCGGUGGAGGAGGAGAGAGUGUAGGUAGAUGCAGCGCAAGUCUACCCGCACUAUAAACCCCUGCGCAGGUCACUGUCCCUGCUCCCACCUGCUGUGGGACACACGGUGGACAUCAUCGAAAUCGAUGGUCGAACUGUCGUAUGUGGGAAUCCGAACAAGAUCUUCACUGGUCUGUUUGUGUAUCAGGCAAAGCCUGUCUAAUUUAUGGCCGAAAACGUAAAUCUUUGUCAAAACGAGCUUAUGUUCUGUUUAUGUCUUCAUCUGUCGCCUGCAUCUGGUCGUUGAACAUUAGUAGUUCAUAAAUCUAAGUCUUUCAGGCACUUUAUCCUUGGCCAUCUUGCUUUACUAUGCUAACUUCUAUUCACUUAACGUUGCUUUGACGCCGAUUUCAAAGAACCCAUAUGAACACCCCAACUUUGUCUAAUAUUUCAGCUGUCAUCAUUGUUCAAGUCUCCGACAGCGGUUUGCUUGGCUUAGCCAUGUUCCCACGCUUCUUUUCCUACGGUCCAAUCCAAGGUACGGGGACCGCGCCGGUGAUCCCUCACUCAUUCGUAAAUAUUGCUCCCGGAAGUGCGGGUGUUCCGAACUCCGUCCUAUCCUCCAGCCAAGUCUCGGAGUCCCAAGCUGCCGACCUGCAAACACAGUUGGCCUCUCUCCUCCUGGCCCACCAGCCUACCCUUCCUGCAAUUGGGACCCCAGUGGUAUCCACGCUCUCCGGGCUUGGGUCUUCUGGACUCGCCUCGCCUUAUCUCCUUCCAAACUUGCUAUCCCCAGUUGCUGCUCCAAACUCUCUAGUCAAUCCUUUUGCUGGCGGUCAAUUGGGUAUUGAUGUUGCAGCAAACUAUGCCGCCCUGAUGCAGAUUCUGCCCCUUAUUGGUUUGCAGCAGCAGCAUCAACAACAACAGCAACAACUGGAUCCAGUUUCCUCUUCAGCCGCCCCUAAAAGCGACGACUCACAUACAAUCAUUCGUGCUCCGGUUUUGUACAAGACAAAUCAGGUAUUUGGCUAGGUUUGCAGCCUGUCUCACCACUUUUAAAUUUGCUUGCCCGAUCGCGCUUGUCCUUUGCAACGCUGGGUUUGGAAUGUUAAUUCUCUUGCACAAGUUUGCAGAUCCUGUUUCGCUUCACCGGCCCAAUACCUGUAGUUUGGCUGCUUGCUUCUUUCGCACCAGGUAUAUCACUUCUUCUUGAUCUCGAAUUACAUACUUGCCUGUUCAAAGCCCCACUCCAGUCAUGUGUGCUAGUCAAGUUUCUGAAGGUCGAUAGAAGACCCACCUGCCCGCACUCGUCGUGUCGAGUACAUGAUCAUCUGCGCACUGCUCCCCUAAUUGCAGUUAUCUUUACAAGGGAACUACUUUUCAAGCCACCUAUACUGUCACAGUUUUGUCAUCUCAGUGAGGUCAAUGUGCUAUAACCACCACUACUCCCCAGCCUACGUCGCAGGAUAUAGUGCGCAGUCAUGUGUUAGUAAGUUGGACACUUAGACGUCCGAUGUUUGCUUUCUGACCACGAUGAUCUCUGCUAGUUAAGCCAGACUGAAUUUGUGAGCAAUGGUGAAUGAGAUUCAGUGUGUAAAAGCCUAGCAUCAGAGCGAACAGUGACACAACAAAUUGGCAUGGAAUAGUUGUCUGUUAUGUACGCAAAUGAAGCCGAACUAAACUAACUUUUCAAGUUAAGGUGAAUUCCUUUUUGCUACUUUUGUUUGAAUUAACAAUAACGUUUCGUAAUUCCUAUGAGGGAGUUCAUUAAGCCCAUCGUGGUGGGUCCAAAGUGGCCCUUCAUACAGAGUUCUUAUGGUAUUCGAGCUUUUCCAGAUAUAAUCAUCUCAGUUUGCCCUGGGUAGAUCAUGGGUCUCCUCGUUGAGGAUUAAAAAUUAAUGCCUCAUAUGUUGCUGUUGCAAGUAUUGAACAUCACUAGCCGGAUGCCGGACACGGGGUUCUAACAAGACUCACCUUUUCCAAAUAGGCUAAUCAAGUAUUCAGGACUAGCCUUAGAGCUAGGAAUAUGUGACAAAGAGAAUCUAUGACAGAAAAAUUGCUUCCCAUUUCAUUAAUGCUGCCGCUGAUGUAAUUUCUAGCCGAAAAUAUGUACAGUCAUUUUUUUACUGGAUAGUCUAGACUGACUAACCCCGCCUAGUGGCCCGGUACGAAUGUCCACCUUUGCAACACACCUCAUUACCUAAUCUUUCACCAUCUCUGGAACGAAAGUACAUUUCGCAUUUGAGUGAGGUAAAAUCUCAUUCACAGGGCGCUGUUGCUGUUGUAAUGUUGCCUAACUUCGCCUGCAUGCACUCGUGCGCCAUCAGAGAUCUUAUUUGGUAAAGCUAGUCCCACAUUUGUUUUGCUGUGUUCGGUACAUAGUCGUCAGCUUGAGGCAUUAGAUCCUUAUGUUUAUCCUCUAAUUGAUUGUGCUGAAUUUUGACUCAGUAGUCAGUUCAUAAGUUUAUGAGUGGGUUCAUUUGCCAAGGAAAUCCUUGCAUGCCCCUUCCCCGCUUGUCCUUAUUUGUGCCCCCCCCCCCCUUUGUUCCUGGAAGAACUAACUCAAAUGCCUGCAAGCUUCUGUCCAAUUCCCCUUUUGUCUUUUUUGGUUGCUACUGCUGUUCAAUGUUUAACACUGAUGUUGCCGUUCAUGCCUACACCUCUCACCGCUAUGUUUCCAGAUCUCUUUUUCAUCCCGAGCGCGUUUGCGUGUGUGCCCGUUAUUGUCUCCUUUUCAUUCCUUUUUUCCGACUUUUCCUCUUGCAAUUGGCGCUUCUUGUCUUCAGGCAGGGAUGUUUCGCCUGCUCACACCUGAAUGCCGACCUCUCGAGAGCGGUUCGUCAAGUAAGCUCAACAUCCCCCUCUCCUGCAAAACACCCCCUUUCAACCACUCAAAACACACAUGUAAUGGACGUUCUUAUUUUUGUGAAUUACUUGUCUCCUGCCGCCUCAUUUUCCAAACUUGCGCGUCAUGUAGUUUAUUUUUCGCGGCGUUGCCCCUAUUUUGCUGUCGCUCUUGCUGCUACUGACUCCAUGUUGCUCAUGCGUACUUGUUCACUUUUGGUUUUCGUAAUCCGGCCACUCACUCCUUUCCAUUGCACACUGUUUCGCUCCUGGAGUUGUCACUGGUAUGGGGCUAUCCCUCACCACCCCUCCGCUUGUCGCACGAGCCCCUCUGUCUCAACUUUCAGCCUUCUUACCUGCCGCCUGCCAUGUCCCCAGUUUGUGCUGGCAUUUUACAUGCAGUCUGAACAGGUCCUUUUACCCUCACUCCCAUACAGUCACAGCAGGAUGGAACGACCUGCAAUGAACACCAGACGGCCGAGCGGACGAAGUCGUCAGCGGCAGACAAUGGAAAUGACACCAGUCCGCCCGACCGGAUAGUCGCGUCAUAUGCAGCCGCAGCUCGGGCCGCAGCUAUAGCCUAUCAGCAGCCGCUCUCUUCUGCUGCGGAGGUAUUCCUCGCGGCGACCUCAACAUCGCAAGGCAGUGCCAGUGUGAAGGCGCGUAGCGUUAUCAGUCGCCGAACCCGCGCAGCACGAUUGGCUCUCGACGCUGUGGCGGUUGCAAACACUGCUACCUCUGCAGUCUCUACGGGACCAGUUAGGAAGGGCAAACAUCUUGCCAGUGGACUCACACUGCCGACACAGUGGAAUAGCUUAUGGACACGUAUUGUCGAUAGGCAUGCAGACGUUGUUGUCUAUAUUUCGUAAGUUGUUGAUUAAUUGCAUCGUCCUCCGCGUGUCUUACACCAUAAUAAGCAUUCCCUCACACUUAUUCCUCGUUCACGUCAUCCUUCUACUUUAUUUUCAACUGUGUAAUUGUAUGGAAGGAAGGCUGAGCCCGCUUUGAGCCCAUUAGCAUACUUUAGGUUCACUGGUCGUCUUGUUGCGUGCUCCUUUGGAGAGGAAUCACAUGCCAAAUCUUUUAGUGGCUUCUGAGUUAUAGUCCUAUGUAGUUGAUUGUCUAGUUGUCCCCAUCCACCUUGACAUCUCGGAUCUGUUUUCCGGAACUUCAGGUUUAAUACCGUCGUGCCGAAGUUAACCAGGAUCUGUGCCGCUCUCUUCCGACGACCACGCCUUCAUACCAUACGAAUGUUUGUUCAUAGCAAACGACGAGGCAUGGACUCGCUUACUGACAGGGAAUGAGAGGGGUCUUGAAUCCCAAGGCCCACAUUAAGGGGACAUCAUUGUAGCUUGGCACUCAAACCUGAGUAAGGCCUCAGUUGGUAACCUUUAAAGGCGCAACUGUUAGCGCGUCGUCGCGGCUUCAUGCAUGUUCGCCCUUUUACAGUCAGGACCUGCGUUGAAUCAAGCUGAAGCAGCCUCAUUUUUUCGCUUCCUUACUCCACUGGUUUGUGAUUGCGUGAGAUUCGGCGCCAUCUCAUGUAUGCUACACGUGGGUCGUAUCAUGCAUCGACUUCUCACGCAGCCUGUUCUCUGUGCUUGGUAAUACUUGGAGCUACCAUAUCUUUACUACCGUUUCUUAGGUAAGAAUGAGUGCGCUGCGUCCGUCUGGUUUGUGUGUGAGGUGAUUAAAACUGAACUAUAAUUAUGCGUCAAUUUGAACCAAAGAUGUUCGACCAUCAGCUACUCGGCACCACCGUCUUCCAGGCGAGCAACCGACUGUUAUUUGCUUCAGAUUGGAACAACAUAUGUUUUCUUAGCAAAACUGCUACUUUCCUUCGCUGGUGUCUCAUUAUGUCAGCAUGCAGCGUAACAAUAGCCAAGUCAAACAUGUGCUUGGGUGCUGACUUGGAUGAAGGCAUUGGAGAAUCCUGCCUUAUCACCACAUGCGUUCGAACAAGUCUGCCCGAUUUACCGUCAGGAUUUGGAUUUCCUGUCUAGUCGCUUUCGAAUUUAAUGAGGCGUAUCUUUUUUCCCUUUUAGCGGCAGUUUUUAUUAACUGCCUCUCAUGAUUCAGAUUGCUCGGUUUUGGUCCAGUUUUAUUUCAUUUUUUGCGUUCAACUUUGACCCCCAGUGCCUCCGUGUCACAAUUAGUUUUGCUGAUAUACAGCGUUGCUCAUAAACGCAUCUGAACUUUGGCUCCGAUUGUGGGACACACGCUAUAAGCCUUACUUACUAAGUGAUCAAGGACGUUUCUCUAUGGUUAGGGGGUUUAGAUGGGAUGACAAGUCGAUGUCGUGAUGGGGUAACGGUCUUUUCAUCGUAUCUUUGUUUUUUGUUUUAUUUUUUUCACCGUCUUUGUAAGAAAAUUGGCAACAAAGUGCAGUUUUUUUUAUUUGUGUCGUCCUGUUCCCGGUAACAGGCCGAAUUUAUUCCUAUUUGUUGUUUCACCUUUGGAACUCGGAUUCCCGAGGGAUGCCUAUUUGCCCCCUUUCUGCUUUAAUCCGACCCCACUUGCCCUCUGCCUACUUCAUUUUUUUGAAAUAAACACGAACUGAAAUGGAGAUUUUCAGAUUAUUGAAUCGUUGCAAUUCUUUAAUUGGGGGCGAGGGUAGGAAGGACGCAUUCGGAAUUGUCCAUGUGCGUUAUCGCGCGGGCACACAAAAACCAAACUGCUCCCAAUUGGGCACACGUCAAUGCAGAACGCAGUGCCUGUUCGCUUCUGCGGUUCGUUGUCUGGUGCGCGUCCGUAAGUCGUGACUUGGAAGACAGGUGAUGUACUUUGGUGCCGACGAAUUCUGAAGGAUUUACUGUUAGAAACCCAGAUCCCUCUUACGGAGUUCGUCCUCGACUCUUUCAACCGGGUGUGUGCCACUUCGUCAGACAUGCUAGGGACGACUAGUUAUUCUCUACCUUGUUAAACUAUGACUGCGAGGUCGAACAUCAUCGGGGCCGACUAGAUCAGGCAUGAUCGCAGCCGUACCAAGUACAAGUAAGUUCGUUCAGUAUCCUCUCACCGUCUCUCAGACUCAUCUUAAUCUUACUGACCUUGUUAGGUAUUUUUGCGCGAUCUCACAACAGUUUUUGCACUGUCUUAGUUAUGGAUGCAUAGUUUUAGUUCUUAUGUCUGACGAAAGGAUUGUCAGGGUAUCUCUCGGUAGAGGAAAGUGUUACUAAGGCGGACGUCAGUGUUUUGUUCCUCCAAAUGCAAACUUUGGGCUCAGUUUGUCUACAUCAUUUGUUUAGAUCGUCUAUCGAAUGUAUGCGAUAUUGUCCUUCCUCACCCUGCACUCUAAGUACAUCCUCGACUAAGGCACUAAAGAAGGUUGCCAGCUAGUCAUUCUUGCUUCGAUGGUGGCAGCCUUUUACAGUCUUUGCAACGCUACCUGAGGGAAUCACUGGGUAGUCGAGGGUUGAACUGCAGAUGGGCGACCUAGCAAUUCGGUUGCUGCCGCUUAUUUUUCAACGACCUUUCAGUUCAUCAGGGAUGUUGUUUAUCUCCGAGUGCUUACAAGGAGAUGAUUCUCUCGACUCGAUCACCAGCAGUUUCUUAGUCGUGUUGGAGUCCCCAGCAGAGUUGGAAUUUCUACAUGCAUGCCGAAAACCUUUAAAGAGAUACGGAGGAAAUAUCACUCUCUCUUUGUCCUUCCCAUUUUCUUUAACUCACAGGCCUGAUGGUCACCGACUCAAGAGCGUUAGCGAGAUCCGCGCCUACAUGAGCAAAAUUAAUCCCGGCACUGAAGUCACGAUCUCCGAUGAAUGCAUCACAGCCAAUUUCUGCUUUGAUGCAUCUAAAGAGGGUCGCUUGUUACCCGCCCCUGACGAUUCCAUCUUUUCACCAGCCAAAUCUGUUCCGCCUGCCUCUUCCAUUGGCACGGCUACUGAUGCUGCUGCUACUACUACUGUAGGUGCUGACAGCCAUACGACGACCAGCACCACGGCAUCCGCCAGUUCGGACGAGCAGGCUGCAGCACAACCAGGUGAGUAAUCACUUGGAAUCUUCACUAACUCCUUUACUCCACAUUGUGUGACUAUUCUGUGACCGCAUUUUCAACACUGACGGUACAUUUUUUCAUGUCCGUCCCUCGCCGUGUGAGAAGUGUACUAGUAAUAAUAAUUGCACUUUGGUGCGGAAGUGGUUGAAUUUUUUACCCCAUCUGUAUACUCUAGUGCUAACCGCAUGCGUCUGCCCAUGAAUAAUAACCGAUCGAGGGAUUUUACCUGCAUAAACUAAACAGGUGUCACACAACCUGCCCGCACUCUCAUCAAUGGCUGACAUUUCUGCAAGCACUGUCAUCAUUAGUUGAGGCACAGAAGAUGUCAUGCUGCCCCUGGCCUAGUUCUCGCCGGAACUGCUACGGCUUAGAAAACCACGCAGAAGGGUAGGCGAAUUAAGGUCAAUCGUUUCACUAACGACUGAUUUACUAGUAAGACUUGUCUCUACUACGAACCAUGGCGCAUGUCAACAGGUGGUGGGUUGUGAGACGUACCACAUCGCAGGCCUGGCGUCCAAUUAAGCGGACUUUCUGGUCUGACGAAUAGGAAGUCUCAACCCAUACUGUCGUGCUGCCUACCGCACUGGUGAAUUGGUUUUUCAUAAAAAGACCGCAGGUCGUGGUGGGAUUUCAACAUGACGAAUGUUGGUCGCCAUACAACGAGGAUUCGUCCACCGUAAGGCGGGAUCUUAAGACUUCGAUGUGUCGGAGACGGGGAUGAAGAUGUCCGCCUUCGAGUUUGGAUGCUGUGGGAGACAGUUCCUUCACUAAGCCGUCUCUUUUAACCCCUGUCCGGUGAAGCACAGACAACCGAGAUUUUUUGGACGGCCAAAUGACUAUAGUCCGUACGUUUUGGCAGAAUUUGGUAAGGAGUAAUGCCACCGAAAACACCACUUCCUUCCCUAACCCCAUAACUUUCCGUGCUUCCGUUGACCCUGUGGAAUGUAAGUGUCUGAUGAUGACAACCGAGACAUAAAUAAGUCCCAUUUUCAGGGUUAAUGAGGCAGUAAGUCAACCAAAUAAUAUGGUUUUAUUUCUACUACUCAGAUAUGAUGCACUGAAGUAAGUAGUGCAGGUGUAUUGACAAUCCAAUCGUCGAUUUCGACUCUGUCCAUUGUGUACUCCACAGCGGGGUGAGAGCGGACACGGUGACUUACGCGUGAAUUAGUUUGCCGUGAUGGUAGACUUGCGAAGAAUCUACCGCACUCUCCUCCUCCACCUGGAUCCGGUGUGAAGACAGGGUCAAAAAGACCGGAGCUAGGGAGGGGCGCAAGUGGCUGGCGCGAUGAAAACCCGCACCUUAGCGGGUACCACCACACCCUCUGGCCCAAAACGGACACUGAUUAGGAUUUUGUACCACAACACAAAUCGGGAGGGAGGGAAGCAGCAGAGAUCCCAGUUGGCACGGAGUGAGCCGGCAACAUGGCGUGCCACCGCGUCCCAAUAUUGCCAUUCCUGAUAACGCCUGCCAGGCUCCUAUUCAGUCCCCGUGUUAGUCCAGCGCGUCUUACGCGUGGCCCGUUUUAGGCGCAAGGAAGUCUAGUAGGAGCUUGCCAAAUUGCGGACAAAGACGUUGACCUAGGGCGGUCCAAUUAAACUAGAUAAGGAAAUAGAACGGUAACGGAUCGAAGAAGUCAGCUGUUGCUGCGCCUUAUUUCCUCAAUCGGCAGUCGGUUGAAUGAAACGGCACCAAGAGCAAACAAUUUCCUUAUAGAACGUCGGAUUUUCUGGCAGCACUCUACGUACUUUAGAAUGCAGAAGAUGAUCACGAUAUGUGGUUUUAUUCAACCAAAAAAACUAGCGGAGGGUGUACUGAAAAAUAAGGAUUUCCGUGCGUCGAAAUCCGAAGCGGCUGCUGUGCCCCUUAGCAUCAGCUCUGAGGAAUAUAUUCUGGCCAAGUGAAGCUUUAAGUUUUGAAACCCUAUCAAAGGCGGCCUAAGUUGCCUUUUGCUGACGUAUGUAAAGAAUUAAGAGAUCACGAAAGGCAACCUCGGAGAUAUUGUAACCGCUGUCAGUUGGGCAUCUCGUGUGAUGGUCACGUCACAGUGCGAGCGACCUUCGGUAGUUAACCAGCAGCGCACAUCUUUUUUGUAGACAGGCCAACUGUCGUUUCCUGUUAAUUUAACUGCAGGACUUUCUCCAACCUCUACAUAGCCCUUGUAUUUGCAGUUAUUCAUCCCUAAUGUCACUGUCAUAAUCGUUAUCCUUACUGCCUGACUUAGAGCUAACUUACAUUUUUUGAGCAACUUCGUAACUUCUUUCUGUGCGUUCAUUUCCACCGGAAAACAUAAUGACUUAGUCACUUGCAACUGGCAGUUAUGGAUCUAUCGUACUUGCAGUGGGAAAAUGAACAUUUCCGUCUUGUCUUGGAGCUGAGAGUCUACAGUCCAGACAAACGGUUGGAUAGCGACUAGCAAUCUUAGAUCGGGAAGUUUUGUGGACAUAGACAAGGAACGCUGUAGUGGCCAUUUCUGGCUUGUUAUUUGCUCACAUCAGCUAGUGAUAACCCAAUACCGGGUCCCGUACCCGAGAUUCGAAGUCCAUCAUCGAGCAGCACCUCUCCGGCACCGCACUACCUGCUGGUCUAGAACAUUCAGUCACACACGCCGAGAGUCUACAGGCCAUGCAAGUGGUCGCAUGAUGACUAACAAUCACAAGCGCGACUGACUGAGAGAGAAAAAUAAGUCGGAAAUGGCCAUAUUAGUGCUCCUUGUCCUCCUGCUAACAACUGAUGCACUUGUCGAACCUCUCCUUGUUACUAGUGAAUCUUUUCACGGGGGACUAAGCUAGGAAGCAGAUUCCCUCACAUAUUUUCAGGCUGUUGGAAACCUUUAAAUCCGUAUAUUUGAGAAGUGUCAUUAUUCUCGUGAAGGAAGAAUUCGUUGACAUCCCUCGGUUUCACGACGGCUUCACGGCGGCACUGUGUUUUUUUCAGUGAGCUCAGUGCCCAUUAAAGAGCUUCAUACAAAUUUCGAAUGGCCCUAGAGUACUGGGGAAUACAGGUGGUCAAUAGUGCGGCCGAACUUUGAAGAAACUCUGGUUCACUCGGUCUUAUAGGCAUUUUUACAGUGAUAGCUCACGUUUUAUCCUCUGUAUGUAGGCUGUCGCCACCUGUCGUAACAACCUAUCCGAAGCAAAACAAAUAGAGACUCGGCCAGUGAAUCUCGUUUCCGAUGCUUGUUCGAUGUCACGUAUGUGGAUAUGGAUGCCCGAGGUCUGUUAAUUUUUUAUGUAAGGAACAAUUUGGACCUUUGUUCAGAUGUUCGGGCUGCCAGUUGCCCAUUCAUACCCCAUGAAUGGCUGUGUGGAAAUUAAUCUGGACUGUGUCAGCGUUGUGAUAAUAUUGCGAAUAUGGCAGUACCAUGUUAACUCGUGGAUUUAAAUUGCACUCUUUUUACUUCGCACACCACAGGACAUCUCUCCAGUGCUUUUAGGAAUUCUGACCGUAGGUAUUGCCUGAACGAAGCUUUAAAUUAUGUAAUCUAGUGGUUCCUAACUUCUCGCCUGGGCAGAAGAAGUUUUCUUUAAAAAAACUGUUUUUGUCACAGUUGUCAUGGGUUUUAUCAUUAAUCGUUGUUUUAUUGGCCUGGCGACCGAUCGCCAACCAACCGCAAACACAAGGCAUGUUAGUGUUAUUCUGCAUGGCGACUUGUUGACAGAUCUGCUCGCCAGCAGUUACCGUUCACGUCAUCUAAAUGCCAUCUCUGUGAACCACAUGGAUGCGUCUCAGGACGGCUAUUUUUCUUCUUUUCAACUUUUCUCGCUACUUUUGCCGUCCACAACUUUUCUGCUUCGUACGCUUCUGUAAUCUUCUAAGCAGGAGUACCCACCACUUCUUCAUAUCCCGAUGUGUCCUAACACCUUGUCGAUUACUUUUGUUUCUUUUUUGCAUCACCCAGGCUCCUAUUGGACUGGCCUAGUUGUCAGUACUAGAUCUCUAGACCGCCAUAUCCAACCGAAAAUAUGUCACUGUUAGUAUUUUCACGCUGUUUCCUUCAGCAAGUGUUAAUCUGGCCAUUAGAGAUUCUGCCUAUCGCCCUUUUAAGGCUACUCUAACGAUUUAAAUCGAGUCCAAGAGCUACCGCUUUUUGGCUGGAUUAAAUAAGACCAGUUUUCACAGCCAGCGACCUAGCUUUUCAAUGUGUUCUCUGACUGCCUAGCUUUGCUACCUAACCGAUGUACACUUCGACCUUCCCCUCAGUUUUCUUAUUUAUUCUUUGCGACCCUGCUCAGUCAGCGUUUUCAGUAUUGUCUGCCCGCUGUGGGCUAAUUUCCGGUGCCUCAAAGCCAGAAUUGAUGCUGCAUGCAGGAAUGACUUUGAGUGCUGUAGGCUUUUAGUGUGCGUCUUCUUUUAGUUGGCGUUAAAUGUCCGCCUACGUCUACUAUCGAUCUGAGCAGAAAGUGUUGUAAGUUAAACGAUGUUCCACCGAUAUAACGGUUCCCUCAUUUGUACCCAACCUCACAACAGCCGUCGUCCGUCACUGGCAGUAGUGCUUUUGACCUUAGCUUGACCCCACAAACUGUAACCUCCGCGUCCACUCAUAAUAAGUCAAUGCAGUCGACUUACGAAGGUCCCCAGUCGUAAACGCUUUGAUGGCCUCGACAACGCUGUUGAAUUCUUAGUUCUUGCAAUGUUACCUCUUAGGCUAAGGAAAUCUUGCUGUUACUUUAUCUUGUCCCCUACUUUAUAAUUCUCUUUUUAGGUUCCACUUGUCAGAUCAACUCCAGUCCACUCCACUCUAGCUCAGAGGCUGCUAAGCGUCCAAGACUGGAUUCCUCUGCAUGUUCGGAAGGCCAAACAGUGACAUCGUCGGCAGCUGUUGACGUACCAUCUUCUGAAGGGUCGGCUGACGGUAUUUCAUCUACCGUCUCAUCCGCCUUGUCGGUCAGAAUCACCUUAACAAACUCCUCUUCCUCAGCUGCGUCUGCGACUGAGUCACCGCCCACGUCAAAUGCUGCCGACGGCGUGGAUCGCUCCCAGACCCCUGUGAGUUCGAACAGUAUCGGCGAUAGUGGAUCUGUCUUAGAGCCGGACUCUUCUGCUAACGUUGCUGUCACUUCGUCCCUAUCCGUCCAUCUUUCGGGUUGCGAUCCACUCUCUGACCAGGAACUUAUAACUCCCCGACUGACUGUGGACUCCACUGCUGCCACUACCACCCCCACCUUUGUAGCCCGCGGUGUUGCUAGCAGUGAACCCGGCCCAUCAGUCGUCUCUUCUGUACUGCCGCCUGCUCCGCGAGCCGAUACGAAUUUUACCAGCCUUGAACUGCCUGUCACAGCCCACUCCCAGCAGCAGCAUCAGAACGGAAUGACCGCUCUUCUUCCAGUUGGUGACACCGGCGCUCUCUUCUGUCCCAACUCAGCCUUCUUAGCGGCAGCCCAACUCCAACAGCAGCAGCAGCAGCUGUGUAAUUUGGCAGGACUGUUGCAACUUCAGCAGCAGCAGCAGCAGCAGCAACAACAACAAGCCGUCUCUUGGCCCCUCCUCUCAGUGGCAGCAGCCAAUCAACUCGAAGAGUCCCUCCGUGGCGGUGGCAGCGGUCAGGCGGCUCUUCUGCAGUUGACUGCCGCGCUUUCUGAGCACCAGCGCCAGCAGCAAGCUGCAGCAGCCGCCACCUUGCUAAUGUACCAUCAACAGCAGCAGCAGCAACAGGAACAACAGCAUCGGUUGACUGUCCAGACCCUGCAGGCGGCCUACGCACGAGAGAUGCAGCGGAUCCAGCAAUUGUGUGGCGUCGAGCACCCUCAUCAGCCCUGA
Molecule: messenger RNA, 18973 nt
Organism: Spirometra erinaceieuropaei
Lineage: Eukaryota; Metazoa; Platyhelminthes; Cestoda; Diphyllobothriidea; Diphyllobothriidae
Source: the annotation of a GenBank genome assembly